AUGACCGACGGCGACCCAGAAACUCAACCAUCCCAGUCUAACGACAAUGAACACACCCCCUUCCUCUCCUCCGACCGUCGCUAUCUCUCUUCCCUUCGCAACUCUUAUGAUCUAAUUGGCACAUACAUUCUCCAAAUCCACGGCGAAGAUUCCUUUGUCUGGCGCCUGCGCCACCAACUCCAACGCUUCCUCUCCAGUAAAUGGGGUCAUUACUUUGUGAUCCUGCUCGUGUCCGCGGACAUUUCCUGUAUUUUCGCGGAUUUCCUCAUCUCGUUACACAUCUGUGACCACAGCAGUGACAAGGACUUUAAUCGCAGGGCAUGGCAAAAGGCAGACGAUGUGUUAGAUUACGUCAGUCUGGCGUUCUCAUGCGUAUUCAUGCUUGAGUUGUUGUCAAGUGUAUUUGCAUUUGGAUUCAAUUACUUCCAGUCGAAAUUCCACAUCUUCGACGCCCUCGUGAUUGUCGCGGCAUUCAUCGUGGACGUGCUCCUGCGCGGACCUAUUGAAGAAGCCGGCUCACUCGUCGUGGUCGGUCGAUUGUGGCGCGUGUUUAAAAUCAUGGAGGAAUUCUCGUCGGGUGCCGAAGAUGAAUUGGCAGAGAUGCAGACACGGAUUGAUGAGUUGCAGCGCCAGAAAGAUAGAGUUGUCAAGCAGAAUCAAGAGCUGCGGUUAAGGCUUCAGUAUGUUCAUAGUAAUCAGGACGGGAAUGAAGCUGCUGGCGGAUGA
This is a messenger RNA of Rhinocladiella mackenziei CBS 650.93, 726 nucleotides long. RefSeq lists its product as uncharacterized. The record is from RefSeq and is a predicted model, not a curated record. Gene Ontology annotation, molecular function: voltage-gated proton channel activity. The transcript has 2 exons. Gene Ontology annotation, biological process: proton transmembrane transport. The coding region runs from base 1 to 726 and encodes 241 amino acids. Lineage: Eukaryota; Fungi; Ascomycota; Eurotiomycetes; Chaetothyriales; Herpotrichiellaceae. Gene Ontology annotation, cellular component: plasma membrane.